Molecule: messenger RNA, 1232 nt
Organism: Aaosphaeria arxii CBS 175.79
Lineage: Eukaryota; Fungi; Ascomycota; Dothideomycetes; Pleosporales
Product: Cu,Zn superoxide dismutase-like protein
Exons: 3
Coding region: 130-861 (243 amino acids)
Biological process (GO): removal of superoxide radicals
Cellular component (GO): cytoplasm
Molecular function (GO): copper ion binding; superoxide dismutase copper chaperone activity
Source: RefSeq, a predicted model, not a curated record
UAUGAUUUCAAAGCCGGUAAGGGUCCAGAGAGCGAUGACAUGAUAUUCGAGCUUUUGACGAUGUAAGAGCUCCGUAUCCUGUACAACAACGACGACUUCGACUUCCUCUGAAAGCUGCACAUUGCAAUCAUGACAAUACCUCCUUUCGAGACCACCUUUGCGGUGCCAAUGACCUGCGAGUCAUGCAUUAAAGACAUCUCUGGCUCGCUGUACAAGCUCAAUGGUAUCAACAAAGUCACAGCAAGUCUUCAAGAUCAGCUCGUGUCAAUUGAGGGCACUGCAUCGCCGUCGGCCAUUGUUGCUGCCAUUCAGGACACCGGCCGUGACGCCAUUCUCCGUGGAAGCGGCAGGUCAAAUAGUGCUGCGGUAUGCAUCUUGGAAACGCACUCUCUUCAGGUGCAGAAUAAGGUGCGGGGUUUAGUCCGCAUGGUGCAGGUCGCACAGGACGUCACCAUCGUGGAUCUGAGCAUCAAAGGGCUGUCUCCUGGUACGUACCACGCGACGGUUCGCGAGCGGGGAGACAUCUCCCAGGGCCCAGAGUCUACGGGGCCGAUCUGGGAGGGCCUCAAGACGCAAGAAGGCAAGCUGGGUCGGGGCGUGUUCGGGACGGUCGAGGUGGGAAAGGGAGGCGUCGGAUCCGUGUUCCUGGACAGGCCGAUUCAGAUCUGGGAGAUGAUCGGCCGCAGCAUUGUGGUAGCGAGGCAGCAGGAUGGGAAAUUCGACAAAAACGAUGCUGACACGCUCGUGGGGGUGAUUGCGCGGAGUGCAGGCGUGUGGGAUAACAACAAAACGGUGUGCUCAUGUUCCGGGAAAACGGUAUGGCAGGAGCGGGAAGAGCAAGUCGGGCGUGGCAUGCUAUGAGGGAGAUGCAGACACAAGUUUAAUGUCCAUACCGUUCAGUACCCUACCGUGGCGUACCGUACCGUACCUGGUACCGCAGUACAUACUCGUAGAUACAAACCUGGGUUUCUGCACGGUAGGUGGUGAACUGCCGGCAGCCAGCUGCAGGAGGUUUGGAUGAUUCCAAAUGUGAAGCGGUAGAUGGAUACCAAGCUUUCGAGGUCAAGGAGCUCAAGAGAGAGUAGUUAGAGAUUUCAAUGAUAAGAGACUCGAGGAUGGAGAAUGAGCGUGAUGAUUGAAGGGGUUGUCUUAAUUUUCGUGAGAACGGCCAUUAUUCGAGACGUGCCAUGGCUUUUGGGAGACGAGGCUUGAAUUCAGGCCGAAACAGGCAG